Messenger RNA from Bubalus bubalis (water buffalo), 1162 nucleotides. Its product is annotated as histone H2B type 1-B. The record is from RefSeq and is a predicted model, not a curated record. The coding region runs from base 284 to 664 and encodes 126 amino acids. Gene Ontology annotation, molecular function: structural constituent of chromatin; DNA binding; protein heterodimerization activity. Gene Ontology annotation, cellular component: nucleosome. Lineage: Eukaryota; Metazoa; Chordata; Mammalia; Artiodactyla; Bovidae. The transcript has a single exon.
AAAAAAGAAAAAAUUUUUAAUAGCAGAGGGAUGCGCCAGUUAGGUCUCCUAUUGGUCAAAAGUACGAUGCUUUUCUAUCCAAUAAAAAGAGAAAAUGUGUAUCCCUUAUUUGCAUAAGCCACUCCCUCCAGACCUUAGUGAAACUGUACUGAUCUUACCCAAUCAAAAGUGAGAAUUCUCGAUUCUUCAUUUACAUUGAAUCACUAUAAAUAUAUGGUUUUUAAACUCGCACUACUUAUCUCUGUUGUGGACGCUGCUCCCCUAACGUUUCUACGCCAAAAGAAUGCCUGAGCCGUCUAAAUCUGCUCCGGCUCCUAAAAAAGGCUCUAAGAAAGCCAUCACUAAGGCACAGAAGAAAGAUGGUAAAAAACGCAAGCGCAGCCGUAAAGAGAGCUACUCUAUUUAUGUGUACAAGGUUUUGAAGCAGGUCCAUCCAGAUACUGGUAUCUCAUCUAAGGCCAUGGGUAUCAUGAACUCCUUCGUGAACGACAUUUUCGAGCGCAUCGCGGGCGAGGCGUCGCGCCUGGCGCAUUACAACAAGCGCUCGACCAUUACAUCCAGGGAGAUCCAGACGGCCGUGCGCCUGCUGCUGCCCGGGGAGCUGGCCAAGCAUGCUGUUUCUGAGGGUACCAAGGCCGUCACUAAAUACACCAGCUCCAAAUGAGUACCUGCAUAGGCAUUUAAUUCAAAGGCUCUUUUCAGAGCCACCCACUUUAUCGAAGAAGCACUGUAACGGCCGUUUUCUCGCGGGGUAAAUGCAAUUCUGUCCUAUUGAUUAGAUUUAAGCAUCUACUCUAGUGGGGUUAAUAGUUGGAACAAUUUUGGAGCCAGAACCUCUAGCUACUUGAAAGGUCUCUUGGCAUUAAAGAGACAUUCCCCCAAAGACACAUCUUUCUGUUUCCCAUGGACUAAGCAUCCAGAUGCUUGGAAAUGCUCACUCUUCUCCACCAGUCCUCUUAAAAAAAUUUUGAUGGUGAUUAGAAUUUUCCUCCCGGGUAAGGAAGUGGUUGGGGGAUUUCAGAGUCCCGAUCCUCAGGGCAUCGUUAUGCAGGUUGCCUUUUCAGGGUAGGUUGCAGGGAAGGCAAGUCAGUGGAGUUUUCUCCCUGUUCUUGGGGAAACUUAAGCAAAAUCACCUGUCGUUCCUUUAAUAAACCGCAGACAC